AAUUGAAGUUUUAUUUAUAGGGAAGAGUGGCUAAGGAAAAAAUAAUUCAGUUGGGCUAAAAUGGCAUGUAUUUAGUUUUUGUUGUUGUUAAAACAUUAUAGCAAAGGCUUGCUUAGACACUUUGUAUUUAUUUUUCUCCUCCAGUGUUUGCUCUUUCAUUCUUCAUCAGAAUCCAGAAGAGAUAAGUAGAGGUUCCAGAGGAUUUUUGUAAAAGUUCCGGCUCGUUGUGGUGUUACUGUAAGAUGGUUGACCCUACUCUAGCAGAAAUGGGAAAGAAUCUGAAUGAAGCCAUGAAGAUGCUAGAAGACAGUCAAAGAAAAGUGGAGGAGGAAAAUGAAAAGAAGUAUGCACGGAAGGAUAUUCCUGGACCAUUGCAAGGCAGUGGCCAGGAUAUGGUGAGCAUACUUCAGUUAGUUCAGAACCUAAUGCAUGGUGAGGAGGAAGAGGAGUCUUCGCAGACCUACCGACUUCAAAAUGUUGGUGAACAGGGUCACAUAGCUCUACUGGGACAUAGUUUGGCUGCCUAUAUAUCAGUACUGGACAAGGAAAGACUGAGGAAGCUCACAACAAGGAUCCUUUCUGAUACUACUCUCUGGCUCUGCAGGCUUUUCAGGUAUGAAAAUGGGUCAGCUUAUUAUCAUGAAGAUGAUCGUGAAGGUCUGCUAAAAAUCUGUCGACUUGUUAUUCACACUUGCUAUGAAGACUAUACAGUAGAAGGAUUUAAUGUGCUAUGUACUAAGCAGCCUGUUAUAUACAUUAGUUCUGCAGCUAGAACAGGCUUGGGCCAAGCUCUCUGCAAUCAGCUGGGGUUACCCCUCUCUUGCAUGUGCCGUGUGCCUUGUAACACUAUGUUUGGAUCUCAGCAUCAGAUGGAUGUUGCUUUGUUGGACAGAUUAAUUAAAGAUGAUGUUGAGUGUGGAAAACUGCCUUUGUUGCUUGUGGCUAAUGCUGGAACGCCAGGUGCUGGGCACACAGAUAAACUUGGGCGACUGAAGGAACUUUGUGAGCAGUAUAAUAUGUGGCUCCAUGUAGAAGGUGUGAAUUUGGCAACUUUGGCUUUGGGUUAUGUCUCCUCUUCUGUACUGGCGGCCACAAAAUGUGACAGCAUGACUCUUACUCUCGGUUCCUGGCUGGGUCUGCCAGCUGUACCUGCAGUGACACUCUACAAACAUGAGGAUCCUUCUUUGUCCUUAGCAGCUGGGCUGACAUCAAGUCAGCCUGUAGAAAAACUUCGUGCCCUGCCACUGUGGCUAUCCUUGCAGUACUUAGGCCAUGAUGGGAUUGUGGAGAGGAUAAAGCAUGCUUCGCAACUAAGUCAAAGGUUGCUGGAAAACUUGAAAAACAUGGAUUUCAUUAGAACUUCGGUUGAAGAUGAACUGAGUUCACCAGUGGUGGUAUUCAAGUUCUUCCAUAAGUAUUUAAAUAGAGAUCAAAGACCACAUGCUGCACAGACCUCAGCUGUUCAGCACCCUGUAAUAAAUAAUGGACACAUUUAUGACACUUUCAAUCAGUGGCUAGGAGAGCAGCUGGCACAGCUGGUUCCUGCCAGUGGGAUUGAUGUGGUAGAAUUGGAAGACGAAGGCACAUGUGUGCGUUUCAGCCCAUUAAUGACUUCUGCAGUUUUAGGGACUGAAAUACAAGAUGUUGAUCAGUUAGUAGACUGCUUAAAAAUGAAGCUACCAGUAUUGACAAGUACACUGCAACUGAGGGAGGAGUUUGCACAAGAAGUGAAAAGAACAGUAGGCCUGUUGUAUACUGAAGAUCUCAGCUGGCCAGGAUUAGGUGUUGUAAGAUACAACUAUCAGAAUGAUGGGAAGAAUGAUGACAACAAAGAAAAAGAAUUGGAAAAAAUUAACACAGAACUUCUGAAAAAAUUAAAUGAACUGGAGUCGGAUCUCACCUUUUCUUUGGGGCCAGAAUUUGGAGGACAGAAGAACUGUAUUUAUAUUGGCAUGGUAACUGAGGAUCUGGAUGUGUCAGAGUUAGUUGAAACUAUUGCAGCAACAGGCAGAGAAAUUGAAGAAAAUUCAAGAUUGUUGGAGAACAUGACUGAAGUUGUUAGAAAAGGGAUACAGGAAGCACAACUUCAGCUUCAGAAAGCAAAUGAAGAACGACUUCUUGAAGAGGGGCUGCUGCGACAAAUACCUGUAGUAGGUUCUGUGCUGAACUGGUUUUCUCCAUUCCAAGCCUCAUCAAAAGGAAGAACAUUUAAUUUAACAGCAGGUUCACUAGAAUCCACAGAAUCUACGUAUGCAUCCAAAGCCCAAGGUACGGGUACUACUCCACCAGCAACUCCUACUUCCAGCCUCACAAAGCAAAGACAUCCUGGUCAGAAAAUUUUUAAAAGGUCUCUCAGAAAUUCUGAUGCGUUCAGUGAGACCAGUUCAGUCAGCCACUGUGAUGAUCUGGAAAAGAUGGAUCAGAGACCCCCAACUCUGUCACCUGGCCAAGACCAAAGACCACUGGAGACAGAAAAAACAGAGCUGCCCAAGGAGGUGCCACAGGGAACAGAUAAAGAUACUGAGGAUGUUCAAAGCAGUGAAACACCAAAUGACUGUACAAACACAGAAGAACGAGGAAGUCAAAGAUAAAAACUAGACUCUGGAUUUAAGACUGUGUGGAUGAAGAUAUAUGCCUCAGAGGGAAGGGUAUUUUAAUGAUGUGUUUAAAAUGUGAACAGUGCCACAUGCUAGUACAGUAAUGACUACUGUAACUUAUUAACUGCACUAAUUGCACAAAUAUAAAUUUUCCUCACACAGGAAAGAUUUGUCUUACUGCACACUUAGUACAGUUACUUUGAUCCUGUACACGUUGAUGUCAACAAAGUUGUAGUGAGAUUUAUUAACUGCCUGGCAAAAAAAAGAGGCAGUUACAGUUACUUCAGUCUUGACAGUAGAUGCUAACUCAGCAGCCACAUAUAAGAUUAAGAAUACAGUUUCAUCCAAUAGUUGUAAGUUGCUCUUACGCAUAUAUUUUUAAGAAACUGCCAAUUUAUUUUUUUUUUAAUAUAAAUAUGUUAAAAGUUCAGUUUAUCCUCUCCAUUAAAACAGCCUAGUCACAGUAGUUCAAUUUUUGCUUUUAUUUUCAUUUUUUUAACACUUACAAACAACAUUGCCAAGCAGCUGUGGUGCAGUGAACAUUUAGGGAUGGAUGCCUGACUAUGUAUAUAGGAGUCACGCAACUGUACUUUGUUGUCACCCUUUUUUUUCCUGCAGCAAUAUGACUUGACUUAUUCAGCUGAGGCCCUGAGUACAGGAGGAUUAAGUAAGUUACUAAGUUGUGAACAGCUCAAAAAGAAAUAGUGCCUCUGCAUGCCUAAAUGGCUUCUUGCUUCUACCACUGAAAAGAAUCACCAACGCUUUCUUUUUUUCCUUUGCAUGACACUGAUAACACAUGUAGUGUUAACCAGACUCUUCUUGUUACAUAUAUCUAAAGAUAGUUACAGUAGAGCUUGAAAAAAAAAAAAUAAAUCCACACUAUAUUUGUGCUGAUUUCAACACUUGCUUUUGAAUAACUUUCCUAGGCUAGGAAUUGUACAGACUCAAUGAAAAUAUGUAGUUAAUUUACACUACAGCAUAAGAUCAUAGUGUCCAGGACUACUUAAGGCACAAGUUAAGUUUUGGAUGCAUCAGAAGCUAGUGUGCACAUCUUCCCCCCUGCCCUCAGCUGAUUUAGCAUAGUUGCUUUGCUGCAAGCUUUCAAAGCUUCUUGUGGAAACAAGAUCUUUUGGAAAGCUUGCUCUGUAACGAUGCAUCUGAUUUUGGAGAAAAUUUUUCAAUCCCUAACAGAGCUAGACACACAAGUACUAUUGAUUGGUUUGUUCCUUUUUUUCCAAAGGUUAUCAAUUUAAUGGCUAUAAUGGUGGCAGGAUUAACUUUGAUCUGAAAAAUGAAGGGUUUUUUUUGAAUACUAAUAUCGCCCCAUUUGACUUUCAGCAUCGAAAUCCUGUGGGCAAAUUUUGCUGCUGGGGUAACUUACAUGAAUCGGAGUGCAAUUUUUCUAAUGUGCAAAAACAGCUGAGUUGACUAGUCUUCCUCAGUGAUUUCUUUGGUGCAAUGAAUAGGUUAAUAAGAGUAAUUUGUGAGAAAUAAAGUUAUCACCACAAUGAUAA
Molecule: messenger RNA, 4111 nt
Organism: Coturnix japonica (Japanese quail)
Lineage: Eukaryota; Metazoa; Chordata; Aves; Galliformes; Phasianidae
Source: RefSeq, a predicted model, not a curated record